Messenger RNA from Drosophila serrata, 1210 nucleotides. RefSeq lists its product as uncharacterized. The record is from RefSeq and is a predicted model, not a curated record. NCBI's taxonomy places the organism in Eukaryota, Metazoa, Arthropoda, Insecta, Diptera, Drosophilidae. Gene Ontology annotation, cellular component: mitochondrion.
ACUUUUAAUGUAUUAAAUUAAGAAAACCUUCGGAGUGCUGAACAAAAAAUUCCUAGUAAAAAAUUUAAAAAUUUUGGCAAAAUGUCCUACAAUCACGACUUAGAAACCGCGACCGAACUACCUCCUAAAAAACUCACUCAGCUAAAGGCUAGCACAAGUCCCGCGCUACCCAGGCCAUCGAUUAUCCGCAAUUAUUCUGAGAAACUGGAAAACAAUAAGCGCAAUGGUUUGGAUCUGGAAUUAUCAGACGAUACGGAAGCAGUGAUCGUGAAGAAAGUGCGCUGGGCUCCAAUUAUCGGGGCCAGGAGCUCGAGUAAGUGCUUCAACUACACAACUCCAUCGAGCACAAAACAGAUCCCAUUCGACCAGGAUACACCAGAUGAGGUGCGGCUGGCCCAUGAGCUGCGGCUGGCAGUGCAUCGCGGUGGUGGUUCCAUCGAUCCCGAGAAGAAUUUCGAGCUGCGAGCUCAUCUUUCGCCCUUACAGCUGCCUUACAGCCAGGUUCAGCGUAUCUUGAAGGAGUGCGAGUUGUACGAGCGUGAUUAUAACACCUAUUUCCUUUACAUGGACUACGGUCGUCAACUGGUGGCAAUGGUUUGCAAGGUCAGGACUAAUAACCUCAACGAGAUGAAGCUCCGCUUGGCCAAUUUCCUGAGGCAAAACAAAUCUCGCUUUUUCAAUCGUCAUUUACUUUCGGAAACUGGCUUUAUAAAGGCCAAUUUCCCCAAGUCAAUGUUGAGUCCCGACGACUUUCAUCAAACAUUGAGCACAGAUGCAAUGUGGUGCAAAGCUACUGGCAGCUGCAUCACAGAUUUUGAAAAGAAUGAAGUUUUGUUCAAGUGCCAGCCCCAUGACCUGCGAGAGGUGACGGCCAAACUGAGGCAUUGUGGCUACAAGAUUAUCCACACCGAGCUGGGGUACUGCCCGAACAAGCCGAUGGUCCAUUUGAACGAUCGUCAAAUGAAGAGCUACCAGGAAUUUCUCAACCGACUCAAGCAGGACCAAGAUAUCGUGAAGGUCUACGAUAAUGUGCGGGUUCAGUAAUUUAAAAAGGAUUAUCGGAGGUUUUCUAAAUUGGGCGCAUUAAAUCGUCGCGUUUGUAAGCAAAUAAUAAUAAUUGAGGACUACUUUUAUAAAAAUGCUUGCCAUACUUUUAAUAUGAUAAUCAAAUCAGCUAACGGUUCUUUAAAAUAUAUUUAAUAUAUAAGAA